GAAUUCCUGAAGGGGAAACCAGCGAGUGCACCUGUGAUACUUGAAGCGGUUCAGUCGCUGAAAGAUGUUAUCUCGCCGUCAGAAGGCACCACACACCCUGAGUACAGAGUCAGCUUGGCGGUCAGUUUCUUGUUCAGUUUCCUUUCUUCACUUAGUAACAACCUGAAUGAACCUGCAAAGUAUAUUGCUCCCAAUGGCUCAUGUGCCAAGUCAUCGCCUGAGAAGCAAGAUGAGGUUGCCAGCGAUGGCUUGCCAAUUCGCUCAAGGCAAGAACUGGUUUUCAAUGAUGAAUACGAACCUGUCGGCAAGCCAAUCACGAAAGCUGGGGCGGAGCUGCAAGCUUCUGGGGAGGCUGUGUAUGUUGAUGACAUCCCAGCUCCCAAGGAUUGUCUCUACGGAGCAUUUAUCUACAGCACACACCCUCAUGCCCAUAUAAAAGGUGUCAACUUCAAAUCAUCGUUGGCUUCCCAAAAGGUCAUCACGGUUAUCUCCGCAAAGGACAUUCCAGCUGGUGGAAGAAAUGUUGGAUCCGCCUUCCCGAUGCUAGGAGACGAAGCGCUUUUCGGUGAUCCGGUGUCUGAAUUUGCUGGUCAGAAUAUUGGCAUUGUGAUCGCUGAAACACAGAAGUACGCCUAUAUGGCAGCGAAGCAAGCCAUCAUUGAGUAUAGCACCGAGAAUCUUGAGCCGCCAAUUCUGACAAUAGAGGACGCCAUCCAACAUAAUAGCUACUUCCCUGUUCUCCCAUUUUUGGCUCCAAAGCCAGUUGGGGACUUUGACCAAGGGAUGUCUGAAGCGGAUCACAAGAUACUAUCAGGAGAGAUAAAACUUGAAUCACAGUACUACUUCUACAUGGAGACGCAGACCGCAUUGGCCAUCCCUGACGAAGAUAACUGCAUCACUGUCUACUCCUCGGCACAGCUACCCGAGAUCACGCAGAAUGUCGUCGCGGACUGUCUCGGCAUUCCGUACCACAAUGUUCGCAUAAUCACCAGAAGAGUUGGAGGCGGCUUUGGUGGAAAGGCAAUGAAAGGGUCCUAUGUCGCAUGUGCGUGUGCACUUGCAGCGUUCAAACUGCGGCGCCCUGUCAGGAUGUACCUCGACCGCAAGACCGACAUGAUCAUGGCAGGUGGGCGGCACCCGAUGAAGGUGAAAUACUCGGUUGGGUUCAAAUCGGACGGCACAGUCACGGCACUAUACGUCGACCUCAGGAUGAAUGCCGGGAUAUCACCAGACUUGAGCCCUUUGAUGCCGGGUUGCACCAUCGGUGCUUUGAAGAAGUACAACUGGGGUGCCCUUGCCUUCGACAUCAAGUUGUGCAAGACCAACGUCUCGUCAAAGUCCGCAAUGCGGGCGCCUGGCGAUGUGCAAGGCUCCUUCAUCGCGGAGGUCAUCAUCGAGCACGUCGCAUCCGUGCUUGCAGCCAACCCCAACGCCAUCCGUAGGACGAACCUCCACAGCGUUGAGAGCCUCACGAAAUUCUACGGUGAUGCCGCGGGGGACGCCCCCACGUACAGCCUCGUCGACAUCUUCGACAAGCUGGCCUCGUCGUCAGAGUACCGGAGCAGGGCGGAGGCAGUUGAAUGGUUCAAUGGCGGGAGCAGGUGGAGGAAGCGCGGCAUCUCGUGUGUGCCCAUCACCUACGAGGUGUCCCUUCGGCCGACGCCUGGGAAGGUGUCCAUCCUGAACGACGGCUCAAUCGCUGUGGAGGUCGGCGGCGUGGAGCUCGGGCAGGGGUUGUAUACCAAGGUGAAGCAGAUGACGGCGUUCGGGCUUGGGGAGCUCUGCCCUGACGCCGAUGGGCUGCUCGAUAAGGUGCGCGUGAUCCAGGUUGACUCACUGAGCAUGAUCCAGAGCGGGUUCACCGGCGGGAGCACCACCUCCGAGACCAGCUGUGAGGCGGUCCGGCAGUCGUGCACCGCGCUCGUCGAGCGUCUCAGGCCCAUCAAAGAGGGUCUCGAGGCCAAGUCCGGCGCAGCGGUGCCAUGGAGCUCCUUGAUCGCCCAGGUGAAAAUGGCGGGCCUGAACCUGUCGGCACAUGCCUUCUGGACACCCGACCCAGCCUUUGUAAAAUACCUCAACUACGGAGCCGCCGUCAGCGAGGUGGAAAUCGACGUUCUGACUGGAGCGACGACGAUCCUGAGGAGCGACCUCGUGUACGACUGCGGGCAGAGCCUGAACCCGGCGGUGGACCUUGGCCAGGUGGAGGGCGCAUUUGUGCAAGGGGUUGGGUUCUUCACAAACGAGGAGUACACGACGAACGCCGACGGGCUGGUGGUGAACGAUGGCACGUGGACGUACAAGAUCCCCACGGUGGACACCAUCCCAAAGCAGUUCAACGUGGAGCUCAUCAGCAGCGCGCGCGACAAGAAGCGGGUACUCUCCUCCAAGGCGUCCGGCGAGCCACCGCUGCUGCUGGCGGCAUCGGUGCACUGCGCCAUGCGGGAGGCCAUCAGAGCGGCUAGGAGGGAAUUCUCGGUCAACUCGCCACUGACAUUUCAGAUGGAUGUGCCGGCGACCAUGGCCGACGUCAAGGAGCUCUGUGGCCUCGACGUCGUCGAGAGGCACCUCCAGCGCCUCUGCUCCCCCGCCACCAAGGCCUGAUGAUACUUGCAUGUAAGUUGUGUAGAAACGUGAGACGAGCGGUUUGGGAUGCUGAACAAUGACUGCUUGUGUGCUGCUGUGUAUGUAUAUAGAAGAGAGGAGACAAUUCAGCUAUCGUCUGGACCAAAUCGGACCAAUUCCAUUCACUGUCAAAAGUUAGCUCGAGUUGCUAUGAGAGUUAUCUAUUUUGGAGUUGA
Messenger RNA from Triticum urartu, 2798 nucleotides. RefSeq names its product indole-3-acetaldehyde oxidase. Gene Ontology annotation, molecular function: FAD binding; oxidoreductase activity; 2 iron, 2 sulfur cluster binding. The record is from RefSeq and is a predicted model, not a curated record. Lineage: Eukaryota; Viridiplantae; Streptophyta; Magnoliopsida; Poales; Poaceae.